This is a messenger RNA of Fimicolochytrium jonesii, 1647 nucleotides long. RefSeq names its product protein-tyrosine phosphatase-like protein. Bases 119 to 1468 code for a protein of 449 amino acids. Gene Ontology annotation, molecular function: phosphoprotein phosphatase activity. The record is from RefSeq and is a predicted model, not a curated record. Gene Ontology annotation, biological process: dephosphorylation. The transcript has 6 exons. Lineage: Eukaryota; Fungi; Chytridiomycota; Chytridiomycetes; Spizellomycetales; Powellomycetaceae.
AAAGAAUCCCGCAGGGAAGCCGUUACUCAUAAGUCAGGCCGUCCUUAGGAAUCCCUGCAAACACGCACUCGAUCGGGUUUCCAACUCUUAGCAAAUUGAUACUUUUUUCCCACAAAAUAUGCCCGCCGAAACAUUACCAGCAGCUCCGGCUCCAGCCGGCACAUCCACCGCCGCACCUCCGAAAUCCGCUGACUCCAGUGUCCCUGGCGACAAGAUCGCCCAUGCAGAUGUCGUCGAUGCCUCCACGACGGUAGACCAGAUAGCCGACGCCGCAGAACAAGCGUCCGCCGCCCCAAAGACGCAGUCGCAGUCCCCGGUGGAAGCUCCGAAGCCGGAGGAGAAGCCGCUGGUGCUGUCGGAGGAGGAACGGCCUGUGCCAGAGGUUUUGCAAAACAUUGUGAAUUUCCGUGAUGUGGGAAAAAACUACAAUGGGGACAUUGGAAGCAAGGCUUUGAAGGAGGGCAUUUUCUUCCGCUCGGGACGAUUAGACGAUGCAACGACCAAAGAUCUGGAACUGCUGACGGAGCUGUAUCACAUUCGCACGGUGAUCGAUUUGCGCUCAGAAACGGAAGGAAAGAUGGGCGAUGACCUGGUCAACACUUUCCCGGCAUCUGCCAUCAACGAGACCAAAAUCUACGAACUCCUCGGCCCCAUGCGCGAUCCGCCCGCAAGCACGGGCGAGCCUAUCGACGCCGUUGGUCCCACCAACGUCGACGGCGCAUCCGAGUCUCCCGCCCCGCAUCCCCAAAAGAGCACCUCCAGCACCAAUGUGACGAAACCGACACAUAAAGGAGAGGUGCCGGUGACGAGGAAGGUGGAGAAGGGCAAGGAGAAUGGGCGGGUGACGUACUAUGUGAACUUUGCUGGGAAGAAGUUCAGGCGGCACGCGGUUUGGAAGCCGCUCAAAACGAGUACCAAGAUAAAAUGCAUCUGCUACCUCCUAACCCACCAAAAACCGCGCGUUGUAUCAGUCGUCGGCUCCGAAUCCAUCCAACCCCACGGCCUCCUCGGCCUGAACCUCGCCUUCCUCCACCACUCCGGUACCGAACUCGCCUCCGUCCUCCGCCUCAUGUCCCACCCCUCCCACUAUCCCCUCCUCGUACACUGCACCCAAGGCAAAGAUCGCACCGGCCUUGUGUGUGCACUCGCACUGCACAUCGCAGGCGCCCACGAUGCGGAGAUUGUGAAAGAUUACGAGCGUACGAAUGAGGGACUGAAGAGGCAGAGGGAUGUGAUGGUGGAGGAGAUGCGGAAGACGGGGUUGAGUGAGGAGUUCGUGGAUGCGCCACCGGAGUGCAUGGUGGGUGUGCUGGCGUAUAUUAGGAAGACGUGGGGGAGUGUGGAGGGGUAUUUGGAGAGUAUUGGGUUUGAGGAGGUGGAGCAGAGGAGGUUGAAGGCAUGUCUUGUUGGGUUGGAUGUAGAUGAUUUCGGCGGUGAUGAUGAAGGCGAGGCGGUGGUGGCGAAGUAGGAUUUCUUUUGGUUGGUUUGCCUUGAGGGUCUGUGGGACAGGCGGACUUGUUUUUCUGUCCCCCGCCGUAUUUGCCUCUAGGUGAAGGAGGACUCUACCCGGGACUUUCAUUUCAUCCACUCUUUGUACCUUAACCAUGUACUGUAUGUUCAACCUUUUGGAAAUCGUCAAAGUAAUAA